AUGAGUGAUUUGGCAGAAAACAACGCAAUUCACACUGCUAUAGAUCAUAGUGAUGACAAUUCUGAUCUCCAAGCUCCACCUGUUGCUUCUGUACCUGAAACCAUCAGUUAUACUCCUCCUCAAACCCAUAUUAAUGCAUUUGGUUCUCCCAUUGUCCAUCAGAAUAUAAAUGAUGAACAAUACCCUAUCCAUAGAUCAGACACCAAUGAUACUUUAGAUAUUCAACCCAUAAAUAAUCUGACUUAUGCUAGUAGUGGCUCAUUCAUACAAAACCCUAAUGCAGAUUAUGGAAACAACAAUUCGGAUACUACCAAUUCAAAUGUUGAUCAUAAUGGUCAUAAGAGAAUGUCUUCUAUUGAUGCCUUAAUAUCUAGAAUAGUACCUCCUGAAUCUGAAACCGAAUCAAUUCAAAACGAUGAAGAGACCCCUCAACAUCAUCAACUUUUGGAUAAUGAUGCUCCUUUGGCUGAACUGAGUGAAUUCGAUGAAACGGAAAUUCAUUAUGAGAAUGAAGAACAUCCAAUAUAUCAACAAGAGUCACAAGAGGCGUAUGUGCAAGAAAGUGUGAUUGAUCAAUCAGAAGAUCCCAUUACUUUAGUAGAAGACAAAAGAACAAGUGAAUUACAACAAUACAUACCGGAAAAUGUCAAUACUGAAGAUCUUUUAAAUAAUGAAUUUGAUCCAUUAAGAGAAGAGGAUGAAGAGCCAUUACAAUUAAACCAGCAACUUCCAUCUGCAGACAUUAAAAACAGUCCUUUACCGUGGGAAAAUCAAGGUGAUGAAAAUGAUGAUUUCUUUAAUAAUUUCCAUCAAUCUCACUCAAACAACCAAGAUCCAUAUGGAAAUGAAGUAGAGGUUAAUCAUAAUCAUGAAACUGAGAAUGCUGAACAAAAUCGUUAUUUUAUCCACGAAGAAAAACCUGAAGUUGAUGAAGUACUUAAUGAUGACUUUUUCAAUAAAGUUGAACAACAAAAUCAAGAAGCCUUAACCAUUCCCCCAUCUGGACACGAAGAUGACUUCUUUAAUCAAAUCCAACAAGAUAAGGUUGUACAACCAACUUUCAAUGAUGAAUUAUUUGACCAGAAACGAGAUCAUGUUGAAGAAUCAAAGAUCAAUGAAGAUUUUUAUAAUCAAAUUCAACAGCCACAAGCACAGGAGUCUGUGGCCGAUGAAGACUUCUUUAACCAAAUUCAAGAAUCAGAUCCCCAACCAUCUGAAGCUGAACCUGUCAUUGAAACUGAACUUGAAGCUCCAUCUCAACCAGAACCAACAGCCGCAAAAAGUCUAGAAGACUUAUUUGAUGAUGAUCAAGAUUUCUUGCAAGAUUUAGUUCAAGCUCCAAAAUCUGGAUCAGCUCCACCAUUAGAAAACAAACUAGAAGAUAUUUUUGCAAAACUUGAUUUAGAUGACGAUUUAUUGUUAGAUGAUGAUCUUUUAGAAGAUGAUACAGUGAUUCAUAAUGAAGUUGCGAAGCAACCUGCUCAAGCUCCAGCCGCUAAACAUUCUUACGCUCCAUCUACUCAACAACAUUCCCAACAUCAUAAUUUGUAUGAAGCUCCAGUCACUGGUCCAGAUAGUUCUAAAUAUUUGAAGCUGUUAGAAACUAAUAAAAGGAAGCACGAUGCUUAUGAUUUCCCUGGUGAAAUGAUUUCAACGUCAGUCAAACCAGCCCCAAGACAUCAACUCACUAAUAAAUAUGCCGCUCCUACUAAUACUGCUCCGGCCAAUACAGGAGUUCUACCACCGGCUACUAAGUCCAAUUCACAAGCAGCUACCUUACCCCCACCACAGGUUCGUAUUGUCGCUCCUGCAAAACAAGACUUACCAUCUUCAACUUCAAUGUCACCCCCUCUUGUUAAGCCUGCACCAGCCAAAUCGUUUUUUGAAGAGUUACCAAUUGUAAUGCCCAAACCUGCCGCAAGAGCUGCUCCAGUCAAGGCAGUGAAUGUUCCUCAUAUUCAAAAAUCCCCCGUUGCACUUCAAACUCAACCAGCCAAGCCACCACCAGUUAAUCCUUAUAAACCAAGUGGUCAGACACCAACCCUUGCAAAUACUACUACCACUUCAGCUUAUCCAGCUCGGAAACCACAAAGUAGUCACUAUGCUCCUCCAUCGCAAGAACAACCCCCAAUCAGUCAAGGAUAUCAAGCAUCAACAGCUCAGUCAAGGUUCAUUCCUCCAACUCAAUCGGGCUUGGCUCCACCUCCUUUACCUCAAGUGCCACCUAAGCCACAACAAAUGCAACCAUUUCCAGGCGUGCCUGCUCAACCUGUUCCAAUUAUCCAAACUCAACCACCGACAUCUUCUAGUUUUGGUACGCAUGUGAUGCCAACUUUAAAUACCAAUGUCCCAAGAUCUCAAGGUGGUACGGCUACAAGUCCAUAUGUUCCAAAUGCUGGACCUUAUGGACCAAGCCUGCAAGUUAAAACUCAUUCAAGAGCUAGCUCUUUGGUUGGUGCUAAAGGUAAAGAAGUCAAUCCAUAUGCGCCUGCAUUAGCCCCGGUUAGUGGUGCUCUUCAUCAUCAAGCUCAAGCUCAAGUUCACCCAACUGUUCCUGGUGUUGGUAGAGUCCGUGUUGGGUCAAGUGGCAGAGGAAGUAUUUAUACAAAACCUCAACAACCAGCUGCUAAGGUUAUCAACCCUGAAUUAUUGAAUCAAAGACAAUUUCCAAUUUUUAAUUGGAGUCAUUCUCAAAAUGUUUGUCUUUUGAUUCCGAAUGUGUCUACUAGUGCUUAUGAACACCAUCUUGGAGAUACUAUUAAAGUUGUAAGAUCUGCUGCAGUCAUAAGACAUCCUGAUUCAUAUUCUACUUUCCCUGGUCCAUUAAUCAAAGGUAGAACCAAGAAGAAGGAUCUUGAAAAAUGGUUAGAGAAAAACAUAGAAGUGCUAUUUAAUAAUCAGACUUCACCUGAAUUGCUUUUGAAUAAGAUUCUUUUAAGCUUAGUAAGAUUCGACGGUGAUUAUCAUUCUCCAGCUUUAAAGAGAGAAUUAAGUCAAUCUUUGAAUCCAAUCGUUGAUUAUAAUGCUAGUACUGAAUUUCAACCAUCUAUGAAAAUUACUGCCAACGCUUAUAAAUUAGAUACAUCUGGAAUUAAUACUGCAUUCAGUCUUAUUCAAGCUGGUAAUAUUGAAAAAGCGAUUGAAUUUACUAUUUCUCGUGGUGAUUGGGCGCUUGCUUUGGUUCUCGCUAACUUCAUGGGACCCGAAAGAUUUGCAAAAGUUGCAGGAGAUUUUGCUAGAAACAAUUUCCCCUUCCAAAAAUCAAAUAAUAAAGUUCAGCAUUUAAUGCCAUUAUUAUUAAAAGUUGCUGCUGGUAAUAUUAAGGGUGUAAUUGAGGAUUUGUCGGCUGUACCAACAGAAGGCGAAUAUGCAAAUAUUCAUUGGCGUGAAUUUGUAGCAGCUGUUUUGGUUGGAGGUACUUCGAAGACCCAGGAAUUUUUAGCUGAGUUUGGUAAAUUCAUUGGUCUGACUGGAAACAACUGGGCAGCUGAAAUAUGUUUUGCUUUAGCGGGUUUACCAUUAUCACAUGUUCCAAUUCCAAAUAGUAACAUUACUUUUUCAUAUCUUGGUUCAGAAUGCAGUAAUUCGAUGUAUACUGAGGUUUAUGAAUAUAUUUUAACGAUCAGUCCAAACACUAAUAUCGCGCCAGUUGGAUUCCCACAUUUACUACAAGCAAAACUUAAGCAUGCUACAAUUUUAGCAGACUUGGGAUUUUACGGAGAUUCUCAGCGUUAUACUGAUGCAAUUAAUAAUAUAAUAAAAUCAAUUGGCAAUAGAUCUUCAUUCAUUAAUGAGAAUCUUAUACAUGAAUUUCAAAAUUUGAUUCUUAGACUUUCAGAAGCUGGUGCUGAAGACCUGGGAUGGUUUGGUGCUAAAAUCAGUAAAGUUAAUCUUGAUAAAUUAUGGUUUCAAAUUGAUAAAUUCAUCGGCGGAGAAGAAGCUAAACCAAAGGGUGGCGAAAAUGGAGUAUUCAGUAAGUUCAGUCCAUCAGUUUCAAGAACUGCAUCUACCUUGGAUUUUGGUGUUUUGAACGGGAAAUAUCAGCUGCCUCAAAUUCAUGCACCAUCAAAUUUUACGUCUGCUCCUUCAACUUCAUUUGGUGAUACUUCAUUUGUAGCACCUUCUAGAGGAAGUGUUACUCAAGAAAUGAGAAACGCAGUUCCUCCUCCUAUGGUGCCAUUGCCGUCUUCUGCAAGUGUAUCCAAAUAUGCCCCAAAACAUGCAUCAGCAGCUGUUAGUCCACAAUUAGGUCAUCUUUCAAAUCAAGUAUUUGCUCCGGCAAGUGCUCCUCCGAUUCCCCAAUAUAAUAAUAACAUAGAAGGAAGUGAAUCGAUAGUCUCUACUCCACCAAUAAAGAGAGGAUCGGGUAGAUAUACUCCAGGUAUUCCAGGUCAAGUAAGACAAAGUGUUGCAUCUAAUGCCAAUUAUCCAUAUUUGAAUCAAGCUGGUCAUAUCUCAUCUUCAUCAAUCGGUUCACAGCUUGCUAAUCCAUCAAUCAGUCAAACUCCGACUAAUUAUGCAAAAAGACCAUCAGUUACAAGUGUAUUAUCUACGGAUAGUUUUGCGCAUACUAAUGUUAAUCACAAUGAGCAAAUACGUGGUCCUGAACAUGUUCGUUCUCCAUCAGUUCAAAGUGAUAUCAGUAUAGAUUAUCCUCAGGAAUUCAAAUCAACUCCAAGGAGAACUUUUGUGGAACCAGCAACUUUAACUUCACCGGAGAAAGAUAUUCCUGAAACUAUCAAAGAGUCACCGGAACUUAAAGCUAGUACAAGUAGCAAUGAUCAUAGAAAUAGUUAUGAAGGUAACGCAACAAGUGCUGCACAUCCUCCUGUUCCUCAUCUUUCAUCAGUUUCUGCUGAGAUUCUUGCCCAAACUACAGUUGAAGAUGUUCCAGCUAAUCUUGAUGCUUCUAGAUCACAACAUUCUGGCGAUGCUACUACUCCAGCUCCACCAGCUCCACCUCCAAAGGCAUCUACGGUAAGAAAACCUGCAGUAAAGGCCAAUCCAUAUGCCCCAGGAGCUUCAAAGAGUUCGACUGCUAGGAAGAGUAAAUAUGGUCCACCAGCUGGUUCUACUUCUAAAUAUGCUGCACCAGCUGGAGCUUCUACAUCUAUCGAAGAGCCAGUACCGGAGACUUCUAAUUCAAAUUAUGUUGAUAUGUAUAGUUUUGGCGGAUAUAAAGCUCCUGUAACUGAAAACAAGGGUGCCAAUAACGAUGAACCAGAUCAAGAACAAGAGCAAGUAUCUGUUCAACCAACCGUUAGAAACAAUUCAACUGGGUAUGAACCAUCUCAGCCUCAUAAACUUGAUCAGACUUCAAUUGUCGAACCAUCUCACAAUCAACCACCUCAACAAAGAAACUUCUCGCCAUAUACUGCUCCACAAUUCAGACCACCUACCAAGAAUAUUCCAAAUAUUGAUGAUAGUUUUGAUCAAGAAGCCAAUGAUUCGGGUAUAAACAAUAGUGGUGAGUAUACAAAGAGUCCAAAGAGUAGACAUCCGUUAAUGUUGAAUAAUAGAGAUAAUAAAUCUGAAAUUAGGGAAUCAUUGUUUAAUCCUUAUCAACAAGGCGAGUCUUCGAAUACUAAUAGUAAUAGUAAAUUCUUAGAUUUCCCUAUUCCAGGAUCUCCAGAUUAUACUACUAGAGCUAACUCAGUAGUUGGACAACCAGGAUUAUUUUCAUCGAGAUUAUCACAAUCACAACAAUCUGUGUUAUAUCAACAAUAUGAAGUUGAGGAUGAUACUGUUAAAGAGUAUGUAGCUAUGAUUGAGGAAGAUGAAGAAGAUGAAGAAGAUGGAGAUGCUCAAGCUGCUAAAUUACAAAAAGAAAAAGAAGAAGCAGAGAAGAAAGCAAAAUUGGCGUCGGAAGAAGCUAAGAAAAAGGCGGAUGAAGCUGCAGCUAAAAGACAGCCAUCUGCGGGAGGAGAUCAUAAUCAAAGUGGUUGGUUUGGAUGGUUAGGUAAAGAUGAUGGUAAACCAAAACCUAUCAGAGCUAAAAUGGGGAAGACUCAAAAUCCAUUUUAUUAUGAUGAGAAGUUAAAGAGAUGGAUUGAUAAGUCAAGACCAAUUGAAGAACAACUGCAACAAGCUGGUCCACCACCACCACCAGUUUCUAAAAAGGCUAAGAUUGGUAGUUCAGGUGCUCCACCAAAGGCUGGAGGUUCAACAUUAUCAACGCCACCAAUUGGAGCAGGUCCACCACCGGGAAUUUCUUCAUCUUUACCUCCAACUACAGGUAAUACCCCAGCUCCACCAUCAUCUAGUGCUCCAAGUUUAGCAAAUGCGGGUUUAGAUGAGUUAUUAUCAUUAGGAGGUACAUCAUCAGUAGGAGGAAGUAGAAGAGCUAAGAGGGGACCAAGACGGAAUUACGUUAAUGUCAUGGAAAAAUAA
Scheffersomyces coipomensis is the source of this 6390-nucleotide messenger RNA. RefSeq lists its product as uncharacterized. Lineage: Eukaryota; Fungi; Ascomycota; Pichiomycetes; Serinales; Debaryomycetaceae. The coding region runs from base 1 to 6390 and encodes 2129 amino acids. Gene Ontology annotation, cellular component: endoplasmic reticulum exit site; ER to Golgi transport vesicle membrane. The record is from RefSeq and is a predicted model, not a curated record. The transcript has a single exon. Gene Ontology annotation, biological process: autophagy; Golgi organization; COPII vesicle coat assembly.